AUGCUUCGGCGUGGCAAGCAGCCACGCUUUGGAGGCAGUCGCCUGGCGAUGCUGGAGGAAGCAAUGGCCACGCCAAGCUCUCACUACAGGACUCAAGCUGAGCUCCGCCAACAGAUCGAGGCCUGGAAGGAGACCGACCGCAGCAACUUCGAUGCUGAUCGUUACUACGACUCUUGGCGUGCAGCGGGCUACACGGAGCACAAUCGCGGCUCGCAGGAGACGUUGGCUCGACGUGCGUUGCAGCUGUGCUCCAUUCACACGGGAGAGCCACCUGUGGACCACACCAAGGAGUGUCUGCUGGCCGUAGAUCUGGGCUGCGGAAGCGGACUUUCAACUGCGGUGGCCUGUCGAGUACGAGCCGACACCCUGGGAACCAUCGGUGUUGACUUGUCCUGGGAAAUGCUCAGAUCUCCGGAGUGGGAGGAGGUGUCAUCCUCGCCUUCGCCUUUGUCGGGCGAACGCCUCCGCUGCGAUCUUGCUCAACCUUUGCCAUUUCGAGCUGGCGUCUUCGACCUGUGCUACAGCGUGUCCGCGGUGCAUUAUUUGGCGCAGGGCUCCGCAACCAGGACUGCAGAGCAGCGCAUUAGUGCGCUGACGAAAAGCCUGCGGGACGUGCUGUGUGCCGGCUCAAGGCCCUGUGCCCUCCAAGCCUACCUUACGCGGGACUCCAAUGCUUUGCAGCUGUUCCGCGACGUGGCUGAACAGGAUGGCUGGGCGCUUUGCGACCUC
This is a messenger RNA of Symbiodinium necroappetens, 729 nucleotides long. The record is from the annotation of a GenBank genome assembly. NCBI's taxonomy places the organism in Eukaryota, Dinophyceae, Suessiales, Symbiodiniaceae.